UUUUUUUCAUGAGACGAAACGAAACGAAACGAAACAGAGCAAACCAGAACGAAAACAUUCUUUCAUUUCAACUUUCUCGUACUCAUUAAAGGAGGAGAGCCUCGGAGAAGAUGAUGGAAGGAUGGUGGUGGAGCUGAUGAGAUGACACGAUAUAUAUACACUGUAUGUAUAUGUCCAUAAGACACAGGGGAGGAGGUAGCUAGCUAGCGAAGAGGGGGGAUUGAAUUGAAUUGGGUUGGGUUGGGUUGGGUUGGAGGGGAGAUGGCCGGGAACGAGUGGAUAAAUGGGUACUUGGAGGCGAUACUGGACAGCGGUGGGGGCGGCGGGAUUGAGGACAGCAAGGCGGCGGCAGCGGCCGCCGUGAACCUCAGGGAGAGGGGCCACUUCAACCCCACCCAGUAUUUCGUGGAGGAGGUGGUCACCGGGGUCGACGAGACCGACCUCCACCGCACUUGGAUUAAGGUGGUCGCCACCCGCAACAGCCGUGAGCGCAGCUCCCGCCUCGAGAACAUGUGCUGGCGCAUCUGGCACCUCGCCCGCAAGAAGAAGCAGUUGGAAUGGGAGGAAUUGCAACGGUUCACGAAACGAAGAUGGGAGCGAGAGCAAGGCCGAAGGGAUGCAACCGAGGACAUGUCAGAGGACUUGUCGGAGGGAGAGAAAGGGGACCUUGUGGGAGAGAUGAUGUCAACAGAGACCCCAAAGAAGAAGUUCCAGCGCAACUUGUCCAAUCUCGAAGUUUGGUCGGAUGAUAAAAAGGAAAAGAAGCUUUAUAUCGUGCUGAUUAGUUUGCAUGGACUGGUCCGUGGAGAACAAAUGGAACUUGGUCGAGAUUCUGAUACAGGUGGACAGGUGAAAUAUGUGGUGGAACUUUCCCGAGCCCUGGCAAGGAUGCCUGGAGUGUACCGGGUGGACCUCCUGACUCGCCAAAUUUCCUGCCCAGAGGUUGACUGGAGCUACGGAGAGCCAACUGAGAUGCUGACAUUGGGCCCAGGGGACGCCGACCCUGGCGAGGCUGGGGAGAGCAGCGGGGCCUACAUCAUAAGGAUCCCUUUUGGUCCGACUGACCAGUACCUCCGCAAGGAGCUCCUGUGGCCCCACAUCCAGGAAUUUGUGGAUGGGGCCCUGGCUCACAUCCUUAACAUGUCCAAAGUCCUUGGUGAGCAGAUUGGAGGGGGCCAGCCUGUUUGGCCCUAUGUGAUCCACGGCCACUAUGCAGAUGCAGGUGACAGUGCCGCCCUCCUUUCAGGGGCUCUCGAUGUUCCAAUGGUCCUCACGGGGCACUCCUUGGGGAGGAACAAGCUGGAACAGCUUCUGAAGCAGGGUAGGCAAUCGAAGGAGGACAUCAACUCUACGUAUAGGAUCAUGAGGAGGAUUGAGGCAGAGGAGCUUUCCCUUGAUGCGGCUGAGCUCGUUGUCACAAGCACGAAGCAGGAGAUCGAAGAGCAGUGGGGCCUCUAUGAUGGGUUCGAUGUCAAGCUUGAGAAGGUGUUGAGAGCCCGUGCUAGGCGUGGGGUCAACUGUCACGGGCGGUAUAUGCCGAGGAUGGUGGUUAUUCCUCCUGGAAUGGAUUUCAGCAAUGUUGAGGUCCAGGAAGAGAAUUCCGAGGUUGAUGGAGAAUUUGCUGCUCUUAUUGGUGGUAGUGAUGGCUCUUCUCCUAAAGCUCUUCCUGCAAUGUGGUCCGAUGUGAUGCGGUUCCUUUCAAAUCCUCACAAACCAAUUAUCCUAGCUUUAUCAAGACCUGACCCAAAGAAGAACAUAACAACUCUUGUGAAAGCCUUUGGAGAAUGCCGCCCUCUGAGAGAGCUCGCCAAUCUCACCCUAAUUAUGGGGAACCGGGAUGAUAUCGAUGAGAUGUCUGCUGGGAACGCUAGUGUGCUCACGACAGUUUUGAAGCUUGUUGACAAAUAUGACCUAUAUGGGCAAGUUGCCUUCCCAAAGCACCACAAGCAAUCUGAUGUCCCAGAUAUAUACAGACUUGCUGCAAAAACCAAGGGGGUCUUCAUAAAUCCAGCACUAGUCGAGCCAUUUGGUCUUACCUUGAUUGAGGCAGCGGCCCAUGGGCUUCCCAUUGUGGCUACCAAAAAUGGUGGACCUGUUGACAUUCACCGGGCGCUCAACAAUGGCCUGCUGGUGGACCCUCAUGACCAGCAAGCAAUUGCAGAUGCGCUCCUCAAGCUUGUCUCAGAGAAGAAUCUAUGGUAUGAGUGCCGAAAGAAUGGGUGGAAGAACAUCCACCUCUUCUCAUGGCCCGAGCACUGUCGUACCUACCUGACCCGAGUAGCCGCCUGUCGGAUGAGGCACCCCCAGUGGCAGACCGACACUCCAGGAGAUGAACUGCAGGUCAAAGAGUCCCUCAAUGAUUCACUCAAGGAUGUUCAAGACAUGUCCCUUCGGCUCUCAGUAGACGGCGAUAAGUCCUCGCUAAACGGGUCCCUCGACUUAUCAGCUAUAGCCUCUGGGGAUCGUGGGGUCCAAGAUCAGGUGCAGCGGGUCUUGAGCAAGAUCCAAAAGGGAGAGCCCGCUGCAGCAGCAGGUGGUGGUGGGGACCACGGGAAAAAGCUGCUUGAUGGCGCAGCUAGCAAGUACCCAGUGCUGAGACGGAGGCGUAAGUUGGUGGUUAUAGCACUUGAUUGUUAUGAUGAUAAAGGAGAGCCUGAGAAAAAGAUGCUCCAAUUCAUUCAAGAGAUAAUGAAGGCCAUCCGACUAGACCCUCAAAAUGCUCGGGUUUCUGGCUUUGCCCUAUCGACAGCAAUGCCCAUAUCAAAAACCGUUGAGUUCCUUAAUUCAGGGAAGAUUCAGGUAAACGAGUUUGAUGCUUUGAUUUGUAGCAGCGGGAGUGAAGUUUAUUACCCAGGGACUUACACCGAGGAGGAUGGGAAGAUUCUCCCAGACCCAGAUUACGCAUCGCACAUCGAGUACCGAUGGGUCUGCGAGGGCUUGAAGAAGACCAUUUGGAAGCUCUGUGCCCCCGAAGGUGAAAAAAGCCCUAUCGAGGAGGACAGAAAGUCAAGCAACUCCCACUGUGUCUCGUACUUGGUGAAGGAUCUUAGUAAGGCGAAGAAAGUUGAUGAUUUGAGGCAGAAGCUAAGGAUGAGAGGUCUCCGCUGCCAUCCGAUGUAUUGCCGAAACUCGACAAGACUACAAGUUAUCCCCCUCCUCGCAUCUCGAGCGCAAGCACUCAGGUACCUCUUCGUGCGUUGGAGACUGAACGUUGCGAACAUGUACGUGUUCCUCGGGGAGAGUGGGGACACAGACUACGAGGAAAUGAUAGCAGGAGCCCACAAGACUGUGAUCAUGAAGGGAGUCGUAUUGAAGGGUUCUGAGGAACUGCUGAGAACCAACGCGAGCUUGCUUAGGGAUGACAUCUUGCCGAGGGAGAGCCCUCUGGUCACCCACUUGAAUGAGGGAGCGAAUGCGGACGUCAUUGCGAAUGCUCUGAAGCAGGUUUCAAAAGCUAGGCAUUGAAAUGUGAUGCUCGAGUUAGAGAGCAGGUAUUAAUUAUUGCAGGGUAUAUUAUUACUGGUUUUAAUUCUGUAUUUAAGUUUUACGCAGUUGCUGGAUCCGGUUGACGUAAAAGUUACUAUGGCUGCUCAAACAUUUUUCUCAUGUGAUUAAUUGAUUAUCCCUGCUGAGAUGUUCGCUAAGAGUAGCUUCCAUCUCAGGGAAUUCCUUCUGUCAAACA
Molecule: messenger RNA, 3682 nt
Organism: Punica granatum (pomegranate)
Lineage: Eukaryota; Viridiplantae; Streptophyta; Magnoliopsida; Myrtales; Lythraceae
Source: RefSeq, a predicted model, not a curated record